AUGGUUGAUCCACGUGAAUCCGUUCCCAGGUUUCUUGCCCAGUAUAAAGGCAAUACCUAUGUAGAAGGAUGGGCGAAAUUGUGGGAUCGAGGUGACUGCCUGAAUUGGGAUAAAGGAUUCCCAAACCCGGCACUGGAGGACACUCUAACAGAGCGACAGUCCAUUCUCGGUGCGCCAACAUUCAAGGAUGGGAAUGGUAAUCGGCACAGAAGAAGAGCUCUGGUCCCUGGCUGUGGUCGAGGAGUAGAUGUUCUUCUUCUAGCCAGCUUCGGUUAUGAUGCGUAUGGAUUGGAAUGUAGCCAUUCAGCAAUCGAGGCAUGCAAUGCGGAAGAGGCCGGAACAAAAGCCACGUAUCCCAUCAGAGACCCUAGUGUUGGGAGAGGCAGCAUCACAUUCAUACAAGGUGAUUUCUUUGAUGAUGCUUGGUUAGAGAAACUGGGCCUUCAACAAAAUGCGUUUGAUCUGGUAUACGAUCACUUGGUAAGGGCACUUCCUUGUAUUCCAAUGAUCAUUUGGACAGGAGCUGUGGUGCUCACAGAUCCAACAGUUCUUCUGCGCGUUAAAUCCUUCUCUUCGAUCCAGAUGGGCCUUGCGACAGACUCAGCUUCUUGCCUUUAA
Messenger RNA from Aspergillus tanneri, 618 nucleotides. RefSeq lists its product as uncharacterized. The transcript has a single exon. NCBI's taxonomy places the organism in Eukaryota, Fungi, Ascomycota, Eurotiomycetes, Eurotiales, Aspergillaceae. Gene Ontology annotation, molecular function: thiopurine S-methyltransferase activity. The coding region runs from base 1 to 618 and encodes 205 amino acids. The record is from RefSeq and is a predicted model, not a curated record.